UUCGAGGAAGCACAGCUCGCAUACGUCUCCAUCUUCGGGUCUAGGCGUGGCUUUCAGAUGGGUGUGGUUCCUUGUGCGGGGAGUUUUCCUUCUACAGUAAGUCGACUUGGUUGAGGUUCUGUGAGGCAGGACAGCUCUAUGAUCAAGGACAAUGGGUCUCGUGCAGCUGCUGAAGUCCCAGUUCUUGUCCCAUCUGAUAAUCUGCUAUGUGUUCCUGGUCAGCGGCAUCAUCGUCAACCUGUUGCAGAUCUGUACUUUACCUCUGUGGCUGGUCAAUAAGCAGCUGUUCCGCAGGAUCAACAUCAAACUGGGCUACUGCAUCAGCAGCCAGCUGGUAGUUGCCCUGGAUUGGUGGUCUGGGACAGAAUGCACGCUCUACACAGACCCAAAGAGUUCUCAACUGUAUGGAAAAGAGAACGCAAUAGUGCUUCUCAAUCACACAUAUGAGAUUGACUUCCUGUGUGGCUGGAGCUUCUGUGACAAAUUCGGAGUUCUUGGGAGCUCAAAAGUGUUAGCCAAGAAAGAGCUGAGUUAUGUACCUGUUAUUGGCUGGAUGUGGUAUUUCCUGGAGAUAGUUUUCUGCAAGAGGAAGUGGGAGGAGGACCGAAGGACGGUGGCUCAGAGUCUUCAGAACCUAAAGGAUUACCCCAAAAGUUUCUGGUUCUUGCUUUUCUGUGAAGGAACACGCUUCACACCAAAGAAACAUGAGAUCAGCAUGCAGGUGGCUGAGAGCAAAGGUUUACCCAAACUGAAGUAUCAUCUUUUGCCGAGGACCAAAGGAUUCUGGGUAACUGUCCAAAACCUCAGAGGGACUGCUGCAGCUGUUUAUGACUCUACGCUGAACUUCAGAAACAACAACGUGCCAACCUUGCUCGGAGUUCUAAACGGGAAGAAAUAUCACGCAGAUUUAUAUGUGAGGAGAAUCCCUCUAGAGUCGAUCCCAGAGGAUGAGGCAGAGUGUGCUGCUUGGCUCCACAAACUCUUUCAGGAAAAGGAUAGCUUUCAGGAGCACUACACACAGACAGGGCGUUUCCCCGGCCCCACAGUGAAACCUCCAAGCCACCCCUGGGCCUUGAUCAACUGGCUUAUCUGGGCCUGCUUGCUCAUCUACCCUCUCGGCCUGCUAGUGGCCCAGCUGAUCAGCUCUGGAUCGAUGAUGACCAUCUUAGCUUCUGUGGCUCUCUGCACUGCAGCAGAUUUGACAACUCCAAUUUUCACUCGGAGUUCGCUGGAUGAUUGGCCAGACUGAGAUUGAACGAGGCUCAAGCUAUGGGAAUAAGGAGGUUAAUCUAAACAACAACUAAAGACUUCUGGCCUGCUUGGAGCUGCUUCUUUGCACUGCUACUUAUCUGCGAGCUGCCAGCAGCAGACUGUGUAAAUACGGGUCUGACAGCAGUGUUCCAACAAGUGCAAACCUGUUUGGAAGCACAGUGCAGACAGCAUAGUCUUGUUGUUACCGCUAUGCUGCAGAAGCUCAAGGUGUGUAAGAUCAUGACUCAUGGACUGUGGUGAGCAGCUGCCUUUGGUACACCAAUGAUAAGAACGUGAGGCCAGAUGAACUACAGCUUCACUACAUUCACCUUAAAUCAAAGUGCAAAUAUUUAAAUACAGCCAAGACGGACAUUUUUGCUGGUAACUCAAACUGGAAUUAAAAUUCAACCAAGUGUAUAAUGGACUACCUCUCUGAUUGUAAUGUAAAGCAUUAAUGGCAUUUUCAUGUUGGAAGAAAAUACACAUUUCACUUUUUAAAAAA
Epinephelus lanceolatus (giant grouper) is the source of this 1753-nucleotide messenger RNA. NCBI's taxonomy places the organism in Eukaryota, Metazoa, Chordata, Actinopteri, Perciformes, Serranidae. The record is from RefSeq and is a predicted model, not a curated record.